UCUAGAAGGCUCUAAGUCAGUCUGCAGCCUGCCUUCCCCAUUGUCCACUUAACGCUGGGCGCCAGGAUCCCAGUAAUAUUGUGGAGGACUUCCUGAGCUGAAGCAGAGAUUUGGGCCACGGCUGCUGCUGUCAUUGUCACCACGACCUCAGCUCUGGUGGGGAGGACUCCUGAUCAGAGUAACUGCCUGUGAGUGGACAACCAGGGCUGGUGAGCUAAAGCUCAGCUCUGAGCCUGGGUAGCUGGGGCUUCAUCUCUGCCACCUAUAUGGAAAUCAGAAGGAACUGGACUCCCAGAAGUCGGCUGUGCCCACCUGUGAUGACGUUGCUGGUUCUCGCCUCCCUGCUCAGCUGUCUGCUCACCUCCAGUGAGGCCAAGGUCUACAGUCGUUGUGAGCUGGUCAGAGCGCUUCGGGACUUUGGCCUGGACGGCUACCGGGGAUACAGUCUGGCUGACUGGGUCUGCCUUGCUUACUUCACAAGUGGCUUCAACACGGGUGCUGUGGACCAUGAGGCAGAUGGAAGCACCAACAAUGGCAUCUUCCAGAUCAACAGCAGGAGGUGGUGCAAAAACCUCAUCCCGGACUCCCAAAACCAUUGCCGGGUGUAUUGCUCUGACUUGUUGAACCCUAACCUCAAGGAUACUGUUAUCUGUGCCAUGAAGAUUGUCCAAGAGCCCCAGGGUCUGGGCUACUGGGAGACCUGGAGGCGCCACUGCCAGGGCAAGGACCUGAGCGACUGGGUGGAUGGCUGUGACUUCUAGGACCCCUCUGGAUGGACCAGGCCAUGCACAGCAGUCUGGGAAAUGUGGCCCAGACUUGGGAAGACAAACCAGUUAAUAAAAUAUAGUUUAACACAAGCA
Messenger RNA from Chinchilla lanigera (long-tailed chinchilla), 860 nucleotides. It is a transcript of the gene Spaca3, whose product is annotated as sperm acrosome associated 3. The record is from RefSeq and is a predicted model, not a curated record. Gene Ontology annotation, molecular function: lysozyme activity. Lineage: Eukaryota; Metazoa; Chordata; Mammalia; Rodentia; Chinchillidae. The coding region runs from base 267 to 761 and encodes 164 amino acids. Gene Ontology annotation, biological process: fusion of sperm to egg plasma membrane involved in single fertilization. Gene Ontology annotation, cellular component: sperm flagellum; acrosomal vesicle. The transcript is spliced from 5 exons.